UAGUCCUUCCGAAAAUCCAAGUCGACAAAAAAACCCAGAAAAAAAAAAAAAAAAACUCAAUACCAACGACCACAACAGUGAGCGGGAGUCUCCUUCUCUCUCAACUGAAAAAUGGACGACGGCGGCGUCUCGAAAGCAGGGGCGGUGGUGGCUUGCGCUGCCAUGGCGCUAUUCUACGUAGCCGUUCUCUACGCCCCGACCGUAAUCCUCCGUCUUCCUCCUCCUCCUUCCUUCAAGAACUUCAUGAUCCGACGGUUCGUAUGCGCCGCCAUUUCAUCCGUCGUCUCUGUCACCGUCUCCGCCCUCCUCCUCCCUAUGAAAAGCAGGGACUUAUCAUCUCUGUUAAGUGUAUACGGAAUCCGAACAGACCAUAUUUGGCAAGCUGCGGUCUUUCCUCUGUUGUUGACUGCUCUCAUGUACGCUGGAUCCUUGGUCCUUAAGGCACUAAUGCUAGUAAGUUCAUGGACAGAAGAUAUGAAUUAUGGUGGAGGCUUUUCGUUCGAAUAUAUCAAAAAUGUCUCACAAGAGGCUGUUGCCUGUACUCGUACAAUGGCUUCCAAUGUUUUGGUUUGGCGUAAUUAUAUUGUGGCUCCUAUUACUGAAGAGUUGGUGUUCAGAGCAUGUAUGAUCCCAUUACUUCUCUGCGGAGGAUUCCAAAAAUCCACAGUCAUCUUUUUCUGCCCCAUUUUCUUCAGUUUGGCACAUUUAAACCAUCUAAUGGAGGUCUACAGCAAGCAAAACCAUAACUUGAUCAAAGCCUUCAUGGUUAUAGGUCUCCAGUUGGGCUAUACGGUCGUCUUUGGCUCAUAUGCAUCUUUUCUCUUCAUUCAAACUGGAAAUUUUCUUGCUCCUGUAGUUGCUCAUGCAUUUUGCAACUUUAUGGGAUUGCCUGUGCUAGUUUCACAAGGGAAAGGGUUAAUAGCCGUGGCAUCUGUAGCAGGAAUUGUGGGUUUCCUGUGGUUACUUUUUCCAAUGACGUACCCAGAUUUGUAUAAUGACAGAACAGAUAAUUGCAGAUGCUGGCAAGGAUAUUGUUCCGGAAACUAAGCCUGUGAAAUCUUCGGAAUAAAUAGGUUUGGUCGAUUCUAAUUCCUUUUGUAGCAUUAUUUGGCAUCAACUGCUCGUAUGAUCUGAUGUGAGAGUAGCAAAGGAUUUUUAGUUUUCUAUUUGUAUAUUCUUUCCUCCUCUUGAACUGAAAUCACUCCCUUUUUUGGCUUACUUGAGCAAAAUUAUGAACUUUUUAAUGUACUACAGAGGAAUAUGAAGCUUA
This is a messenger RNA of Malus domestica (apple), 1270 nucleotides long. RefSeq names its product CAAX prenyl protease 2-like. Gene Ontology annotation, cellular component: endoplasmic reticulum membrane. Gene Ontology annotation, biological process: CAAX-box protein processing. The record is from RefSeq and is a predicted model, not a curated record. Gene Ontology annotation, molecular function: metalloendopeptidase activity. Lineage: Eukaryota; Viridiplantae; Streptophyta; Magnoliopsida; Rosales; Rosaceae.